AUGGCCGCGGAGUCCGAGAGGCCGCCCUACCUUAAUGGUACCUCUGGUCGGCCUAGCGAUGGGAAGCCUGCGGAUGCAGCUUUGGAUUCCACCCAUAAGCCGGCCAGCGAGGGUGACAAGCUGGAGCCGUCGCGCCUGACAGCUAAAUCCCAGACCCAGGCCAUGUCACAGGUACCUAAACUUUCCCCCAGUGUUCCCACCUCCUCCACCCCGGCAUCCACCUCCAACUCCGUCGCUUCCUCUCGCGAAUCCUCCCCUAUUCGUGUCUCUUCCCGCACAGCCAAUUCUCCCUCGGCCAGCCGAGUUCCUUCUCAAUCCCGCAAACCCAGCCAAGACCGAACCAGUCCCGCCCGAACACCCGCCCACAGCCAAACAUUAGACCAGUCCACCCAAUUUCCCACACCGUUUGUUCAAAGUGCGCCGGCCCAUCCUGGCAAGCCUCCCGUUCUUUCUCCUUCCUCUGCAGACCCGCCAGCCAAUGUUCCCAACCCGGAAAAGUCCAACAUGCCAGCAUGGGCCGGGAAUCGUCGAACCGACCAAGAGUCGACCCUUCCGAAUAUAUCCCACAAAAGAUCUACUCUGUCACCGUCGGAGGACCAUGGUGCCAAAGUGGACCGAAGCGUGCCUCGGGCCGUCACAAGGGGCGUCAGUGGCCAAGGGUCUUCUUUGGAGACAGUCCAGGAGAUGGCCAGUAACCCAUCGACUCCGUCUAGUGAAACCGCUGCCAAGCCGGUAACCGCGGAGGACCCGGGGCUACACCGGAUCGAUGAGGACCCGACACCGCGUUCGAAGCAAAAUGUCGAGAGUGGCAGCGACAGUGGAGGCAAUCGUGGCUCGGACCCCAAAGAAGAAAACCGUCCUCACGCGACAAAGACACCUAAAACUCUUAUACCACAGCGGUCCUCGACUUCUUUGAGUGCUGGUGCUCGCGGGAAGCCAGCGGAUGGGUCCGUUCGCAACAUGAUCGUGGAGACCGAGACGGUCAGUUCCAUACCGCAGGUUUCGCUCGGUGUGGGUUCCGGUGAACGUGGCAAUGGUGGUCGCACCGACCAAGGGACCCUUCGCAUGAAACCUUCCACCGAGACCAUUCGACCCCGCAAGGAAAAGAAGAAGAACCGUCGACCCAACCCCCUCACCACAGGGCCUGCUUCUAGCAGAGCGGACAUCUUUGAGGCCAAAGUGGCCAGUGCCGUGGACGAGGCGGAUGUGUCGGACUCAGAUGAGACUUUUGUAUACGAAUCGAAUCCACCCGAUCCGUACCCGCCGCGACAGUCACGAUAUCAUUCGCGGACGCCCAGUGCAACGUCUAUGGCAAGCCAAGUGGACCAACUGGCUGGUCGUGCACGCGGGGCCAUGCGGGAUGGUGCCCACAGUGUGACAGGCAAGCGCAGCAUGAAGUUUACGAAUAACACUUUCAACAGCGCCUUGGAUGGCGAGGCCGGGGAGCCUGAUGGAAAUCGAAAUCCCGCCAGAGUCGAUGGGAGUGGCACCAUUACGCCGCGGCAUCAUCAUGUUGGACGCCAUGGGCGCAAUGGUGCGCACCAGUCUCUCUUCGAUAGCGACUCCCCUUUCCCGCCGCCCCAAUCGCAGCCCAAGUCGCCGAGGCAUUUUAUCGGGAGUGGAUACCGCCAUUCUCGGCACGGCAAUGUUCGCUCGUCCCCCAACUACAAGACCAUCAAUAAUUCCAAGAAGGCGGGCGAGAUGUACGGUUAUGAUUUCGACGCCGAGGGCGCCGAUGAUGAGCGGACACCACUCGUUGGGACGCCCCGCGCAACGCGAAGCCGGCAUGGUCGACGACCCAACAGCGCCAGUUUGCGACAGAUGGAGUACAUGUCGCAGCGGAAACGGGGUUGGUUCUCGCGAUAUGGUUCGUGCGCGGUGAUUAUGUUGCUGCUCCUGAUCAUUGCUGGAGGGGCUACUUCGUUCAUAAUUGCGGCGACGAGGCCAUUGUUGGAUGUCCAGGUCACUGCCAUCCAAAAUGUGCUCGCCUCAGAGCAGGAAAUAAUGCUCGACCUGAAUGUCCAAGCCGUCAACCCCAAUCUCUUCCCCGUCACUAUUGAUGACACUGAUGUGAACCUCUUCGCGCGGAGCCGGUAUGUCGGAACGGACAAGCUCUGGCGCGACCAUGGCUCAGACAAGGAGCUUGAUCGAUUUCCGCGCGUGGAAGAGAGUCGGCGGCGCUGGCAGUUGUCGCAGGUGGUUCGGUGUCUCGGGAAGACGGACUGUGUGACAGAAGCCAUGUCUGGCCAACCAUCACAACAUCCUCAGGGCGGCGUCGACAGAGGCACCGAUCCUAUUACGACGGAUCCGGAAGGCGAUUUCCAAAUGAUGCUGCUCGGCCGCGUGUUUAGAUUCGACUCGCCGCUCUCCUUUGAAUCAUCUCCCUGGAACCACCUGGCCUCAACCUCCAAGGGACAGAUUCGCCUCCCUCGGCCGGGCAACAAAACCGAGGAAGGGGGCACAGAGCGUUGGGAACGUGUUCUCCAACAUCCGUUCGAGCUGAUUGUGCGCGGGGUCGUCCAAUACCAACUCCCUCUGAGCUCGCGCUUCCAUUCGGCGUCCGUGAGCUCGAGCGUCAAAGUGAUCCCAGACGACGAAGACCAUGGCCCCAACCGUCCACCCAGUAACGACACUGCACGGAUUUCGCUGGCGAAGCGUGGUGCGCCAGCUGUUCGAAUUGCAGUCCCCGAGCAUCCACCGGGGCUAACCAAACGACCGUUUACGGCAUGA
This is a messenger RNA of Penicillium alfredii, 2730 nucleotides long. RefSeq names its product putative phospholipid metabolism enzyme regulator. Lineage: Eukaryota; Fungi; Ascomycota; Eurotiomycetes; Eurotiales; Aspergillaceae. The record is from RefSeq and is a predicted model, not a curated record. The transcript has a single exon. The coding region runs from base 1 to 2730 and encodes 909 amino acids. Gene Ontology annotation, biological process: vacuole inheritance; protein localization to vacuolar membrane; positive regulation of phosphatidylinositol biosynthetic process. Gene Ontology annotation, cellular component: PAS complex; fungal-type vacuole membrane.